Molecule: messenger RNA, 465 nt
Organism: Anopheles marshallii
Lineage: Eukaryota; Metazoa; Arthropoda; Insecta; Diptera; Culicidae
Exons: 3
Coding region: 1-465 (154 amino acids)
Source: RefSeq, a predicted model, not a curated record
AUGCUGACGAAUCGAGCGUUCCGAAUUCUUACCUACCUGUUCGGUAGUAUAAACAUAUUCUUCGUGCUGGUCAUACUGAGCAUGGGAGCCGAACAGCUGUUAAUCGACUGGCGAACAGCUAUAUACGAGCUUGUGAUACCGUGUGCCUUAAACAUCCUAUUCGCAAUGUGCUGGAUCAUUGGCGCUGGCUUGUGGCGUCCGGCACUGAUCGCCAUGUUUAAAUACUUCACCUACAUCCAGAUGGUACUGCUGGCAGCAAUCAUUUUGUACUCCGCGUACUACACCUACGCCAAAGGACUUUCCUCCAAUCUGCUUACCGUAAUGUCGCUGUUGACUUCAUUAUUUUUCCUCUGCCUAAUGGAAGUCCUCAUAGCGAUCGGGACGGAACGAGCCAUAGCGAAGGAACGGAACGUUUUGCGGCUCGUACACACGGGCCAAGAAAUGUCCGACUGGAGUCACACGUAG